UGGCAGGGGUGGAGGCGAGGGCAGCUGGAGGUGCUUGUUCUGAGCUCGGAGGGGACGGGACCCCCUAGCCCGCCCCGGGAUGGGCGGCAGCGAGAGCAGCGCGGGCGGCAGGAAGGUCUCGUUCGAGCUGGACGAGCAGGAGCGCGUGCGGGUGCUGCAGGGCGUGCGGCUCACUGAAGAUGUAGUAAAUCGAAUGAAAGAGUCUUCUCAACCAACAAGGGACCAGAGACCAUCUUCCUUUCCUCCUCCCUCUUCCCGUGGCACUACAUCUCCGCAAGCUGCAGAAGAGAAGGCCAAGUCUCCUACAGGAGUCCAGCCACCAACGGUGAAAAGCUCUGGUCAGAAGCCUUCAGAGGCAGAGGAGGACCUGUACAGGAGAUAUGAGCGAGAGCAGGCACUGGUCCAAGACGAGCUCCUUCGGCUGGCUAAGAGGGAACGGGAGGCAGCUAGUGAGGCCCUGAGUACUGCCCUUCAGCGGGAAAGGAGCAGCACCAAUGAAGAGAGGCAGAGGGCUGCCCAGCUGCCUGCGGAUUUGGACGCCUGGGCCCAGGAGCUGCAGAGCAAAGAGGUGGAGCUGAAGCGUCAAGAGACCUUCUAUAAGGAGCAGUUGGCCCGCAUCGAGAGGAAGAAUGCUGAACUGUACAAGCUGACGUCGGAGCAGUACCAUGAGGCGGCCACCAAUGCUGAGCAUCGGAUAAAGCGAAGGAGCACUGAACCUGUCUGUGCCGGGCUGCAGUCGGAAAUCUUGAAGUGCUACCAAGCAAACAAACAUGAAGUACUCAAGUGCUCGGAGCUGGCCAAAGAGUACCAGCGCUGCGUCAGUGCCGCUCGGAAGGAACUUCUAGUGAAUUACGGAUAAAUUCUGGCAGCUGCGAAAGAGCAGAGCACAGGGACCACAGAAGCCCUCAGAAGCCCAGUGUCCUUCUUGGAUAUACACAGACCAAACUUGGUGCCUUCUGUCUAUAGCAGUCAGGAAAAUGACAUGAUUCCUCUUCUAAAUGCCUGCAUGUAAUGGUCUCAAUGGAUGUGUUUGAAGGUGGGGGAGGGAGGGCUUGGGGAGAGCAGCAUUGAUCUGGGAAAUGUGCUUCAUCUUUUUAAAUUCCAUCAUUGCGAACAGGAUGCCCAUGAACACAAGUGGGCACAGUCUGGUUUGUCACAUAGAAGCCAUCUAACACAAGGCCCAUCGCCCUUGUACUAGCUUUGGUUUUGCUCACCCAGUCUUUCACGAGCUGUUGCCUUUGUCCUUGUGCUCCAGAGAAAGGAAUCUGAAAUAUUCAGGGAAGUAACCCUGACCUGCUUGUUAGGAUUAACUGUUCCUAGUGUGCUUCUGUUUGUAACACCAGCAGGCACAUUCCUUCCCUUGCAAGGCUCCCUCCAAAGAACAAUAAAGUGUUUAAUGGUC
Alligator sinensis (Chinese alligator) is the source of this 1402-nucleotide messenger RNA. RefSeq names its product coiled-coil-helix-coiled-coil-helix domain containing 6 (gene CHCHD6). The record is from RefSeq and is a predicted model, not a curated record. Gene Ontology annotation, biological process: DNA damage response; cristae formation. Bases 80 to 859 code for a protein of 259 amino acids. Lineage: Eukaryota; Metazoa; Chordata; Crocodylia; Alligatoridae. The transcript has 9 exons. Gene Ontology annotation, cellular component: mitochondrion; MICOS complex.